Messenger RNA from Neltuma alba, 1806 nucleotides. Its product is annotated as pectinesterase/pectinesterase inhibitor-like. NCBI's taxonomy places the organism in Eukaryota, Viridiplantae, Streptophyta, Magnoliopsida, Fabales, Fabaceae. Bases 1 to 1806 code for a protein of 601 amino acids. Gene Ontology annotation, molecular function: enzyme inhibitor activity; pectinesterase activity. The record is from RefSeq and is a predicted model, not a curated record. The transcript is spliced from 2 exons. Gene Ontology annotation, biological process: cell wall modification.
AUGUCGGGCGACAAUGGCAGCCAGCAGAGGAAGAAGAGGCUUGCCAUUAUGGGGGUCUCUUCGGUCCUUCUGGUAGCAAUGGUAGCUGCUGUCGCCGUCGGCAAUAGUAAUUCAGGAAAAGACUCCCAGAACGGCACUACUGAGAUUUCAACAUCUCAGAGGAACGUCGACACGCUUUGCCUCUCCGCACAAUACAAAGAUACCUGCAAGAAGAGCGUGGAGGGCGUAGCGUCCGGCAAUAACACCGACAUGAAAUCCCUCAUCAAGGCCGCCUUUAACUCCACGGCGGAAGAGAUCACCAAUCAAAUGAGGAACUCCACACUGUUCAGAGAGCUGGAGAAGGACCCCAGCACAAAAGACGCUUUGGACGUGUGCAAGGAGGUGUUUGGUUACGCGUUGAAGAGCAUCAAUGACUCCAUCGAUAAGGUGGACAAGUUUGAACUGAGCAGUCUGGGCGAAUUCGCCUACGACCUCAAGGUUUGGCUGUCAGGAGCCAUAACCAUGCAGCACACCUGCCUGGAUGGUUUUCAUAACUCCACCACCAAGGCUGGGCAGACCAUGGCCAGUGCACUGAAAACGGCCUUGGAGAUGAGUAACAACGCGCUUGACAUAGUGGAAGGCUUCUCCAGCGUCCUAGAGGAUUUCAACCUGGACGACCCUCUCGAUGACGUUGAAAACACGGAGGCCGCCAAAAACAAUAGCAGGAAGCUGCUGACGACUGCCUCCUCCAAGGCGGAAGCCGUGGCGGCGAAUGACAUACCAACGUGGGUGGGCAGCCACCAGAGAAGGCUGUUGCAGGUGGGAAAAAAGGCAUUGAAGGCAGACGCUGUGGUUGCUCAGGACGGGACUGGCCAGUUCAAGACAUUGACGGAUGCACUCAAGACAGUUCCCCCAAACAACAACAAGCCCUUUGUCAUCCACGUCAAGGCUGGGGUAUACAAGGAGGAAGUAACCAUUGCCGCAAACACCAUGAACUUUGUGACCAUCGUCGGAGAUGGGGCAACAAAAACCAGGUUCACCGGAGGCAAAUCCCAAAAGGAUGGGUUCCAAACUUUCCACACCUCAUCAUUCUCGGUGAAUGCCAAUAACUUCAUGGCAGUAGACGUAGGGUUCGAGAACACGGCAGGACCUAGCGCGGGGCCGGCGGUGGCGCUGAGGAUAACCGGAGACAAGGCAGUAGUAUACAGAUGCUACGUGGACGGACACCAGGACACACUGUAUCCGAGCGCCUACAGGCAGUUCUACAGGGACUGCAUGGUGUGGGGGACCAUCGACUUCAUAUUCGGGGAUGCGGUAACAGUAUUCCAGAACUGCACAAUAAUGGUGAGGAAAGGUGUGGAUGGGCAGGAAGGCGUGGUGGCGGCCGGCGGGAAAAACCAGCAGGCAGGUCCCAGUGCUCUGGUGUUCCAGGGCUGCAAAUUCCUUCCGGACCCAUCCUACAUGGAUACAGCCGCCGUGAAGAACGGGUUGCAGAUAUCGUAUCUGGCGAGGCCAUGGAAGCCGUACGCAAAGACGGUGAUCAUAGAGUCGUACAUCCAUGAAAUCUUCAACCCAAAAGGGUACAUUCCGUUUACAGGAUCCAACUUCGAGAAUACUUGCACUGCUCUGGAGUUCGGCAACGUGGGUCCAGGCGGUAACGGUUCGCAGAGGGUGAAAUGGCCCGGUGUGAACGCAAAUCUGCCUCGGAACCAGGCUGCUCAAUAUUAUCCCGGCAAAUACUUCCGGGCUUCAAAUAACGAAGGCGAUGCGUGGAUUGUUUCCUCCGGGGUCCCCUACUCAAGCGGCCCCAUGCUAGCCUCUCCCUAG